AUGGCGGAUUCCAACCCAGUUAAAGAGGCUGAGGUCUCUAUGGCCAACCUCCUUCUUGAUGAAGUUACCGGCGAGAAGGUGUCCAAGACCGAAUUGAAGAGACGCCAGAAGCAGCGUGAGAAGGACGCUAAGAAGAAGGAGAAGGAGGCUGCUGCUCCUCCCAAGCCCAAGUCCGAGAAGAAGACUUCUGCCGAGGAGGACGAGGCCAAUCUGACCCCGAACCAAUACUUCGAGAUCCGAAGCAAGAGAAUCAACAAGCUGCGCGAGACCAAGCAGCCUAACCCCUACCCCCACAAGUUCCACGUUGAUACCGACCUGCGCAAGUUCGUCAAGGAGCAUGAGGGUCUCAAGAAGGGCGAACAGAAGCCCGAUGUUCCCGUUCGCGUCGCUGGCCGUAUCUACACCAAGCGAACCUCUGGAAACAAGUUGAUCUUCUACGAUAUCCGCGCCGAGGGUGUUAAGGUCCAGGUUGUAUGCCAAGCACAAUUCUCGACCGGCAAGCCUUUCGAGGAGCAGCACGAGCUGCUUCGUCGAGGUGACAUUGUCGGCUUCGUGGGUUUCCCCGGCCGUACCAACCCUAAGAACCGUGACGAUGGUGAACUUUCCAUCUUCGCCACUGAGGUGACUCUCUUGACUCCUUGCUUGCAUGCCAUUCCCUCCGAGCACUACGGCUUCCAGGACAAGGAGCAGCGUUUCCGCCAGCGUUACCUGGACCUCAUCAUGAACGAUCGCUCGCGCCAGAUCUUCCGCACUCGUGCUGAGAUCAUCAAAUUUGUCCGCAGUUUCUUGGAUAACCGUGAUUUUACUGAGGUCGAAACCCCCAUGAUGAACGCCAUCGCCGGCGGUGCCACCGCCAAGCCCUUCAGCACCCACCACAAUGACCUUGACAUGAACCUGUUCAUGCGUGUCGCACCUGAGCUUUACCUUAAGAUGCUGAUUGUCGGCGGUAUGGAGAGAGUGUACGAGAUUGGACGCCAGUUCCGCAAUGAGGGAAUUGAUCUGACUCACAACCCCGAGUUCACCACUUGUGAAUUCUACCAGGCCUACGCGGAUGUGUAUGACCUUAUGGAGUUGACCGAGGAGCUCGUCUCAAGUCUCGUCAAGCACGUCACUGGUGGUUAUGAGACUGUCUUCCACUCCCUGUCCGGCGAAACCUACAACGUGAACUGGAAGGCGCCCUGGCGGCGAGUGGAGAUGAUGCCUGCUCUUGAGGAGGCAUGUGGUGAAAAGUUCCCCCCUGGUGACCAGCUACACACCCCCGAGACCAACGAGUUCCUUAAGCGCAUGUUGAAGAAGAUGAACGUCGAAUGCCCGCCUCCUAUGACGAAUGCCCGCAUGCUCGACAAGCUUGUCGGUGAUUUCAUUGAAGAUACUUGCAUCAACCCCACUUUCAUCACCGGACACCCGCAAAUGAUGUCUCCUCUGGCCAAGUACCACCGCGAGCAUGCCGGUCUUUGCGAACGUUUCGAGGCCUUCGUUUGCACCAAGGAAAUCAUCAAUGCUUACACUGAGUUGAACGAUCCUUUCGACCAGCGUAUGCGUUUCGAGGAGCAGGCCAACCAGAAGGACCAGGGUGAUGACGAGGCCCAGCUCAUCGAUGAGACUUUCUGCCAGUCUCUCGAAUACGGUCUUCCCCCGACUGGUGGCUGGGGUAUGGGUAUUGACCGCCUGGUCAUGUUCCUUACCGAUAACUACAGCAUCAAGGAGGUCUUGACCUUCCCCAUGAUGAAGGACGACAAGACCGCUGCUGACCCUAAGACCGCCGCCGAAGUCGCUGGCGUCGAGCCCGUCCCCGAGGAGGGAAUCCGUACGUUACUUAUAUCAGCCAACUUCCACGAGCCGCUCUCGCUGACGAUGAAUAUACAGCCCACAAAUGAAUAG
This is a messenger RNA of Penicillium bovifimosum, 1881 nucleotides long. RefSeq names its product lysine--tRNA ligase KRS1. Gene Ontology annotation, molecular function: ATP binding; tRNA binding; lysine-tRNA ligase activity. NCBI's taxonomy places the organism in Eukaryota, Fungi, Ascomycota, Eurotiomycetes, Eurotiales, Aspergillaceae. The record is from RefSeq and is a predicted model, not a curated record. Gene Ontology annotation, biological process: lysyl-tRNA aminoacylation. The coding region runs from base 1 to 1881 and encodes 626 amino acids. Gene Ontology annotation, cellular component: cytoplasm; cytosol. The transcript is spliced from 5 exons.